Molecule: messenger RNA, 6640 nt
Organism: Diatraea saccharalis (sugarcane borer)
Lineage: Eukaryota; Metazoa; Arthropoda; Insecta; Lepidoptera; Crambidae
Source: the annotation of a GenBank genome assembly
CGUAGCUCUAGUUGUCGAAAGACAUUAAAAUGCUUACGAUUGUUUUAUAAAAUUAAAAUAUCUCGUAUAUUUAAAAACAUGAAUCGCUUUUUAAAGCAAAGAGUUCUGUUGAAGAAAUCAGUAAAUAAUAUUAGUAAUGCCAAAAAUUUUACUUUCAAACAAACCAAUGUAAGAUGUAUUGCUACUAAGGGAUCGUAUUCUGACAAUUUGUUCCCGGAGAGAGCGGAUUUCGCAGGGAGACAUAUUGGGCCUCGUGAUCAAGAUGUCGUUACUAUGCUGGAUUUAUUAGGAUACAAGAGCUUAGACCAACUAACAAAUGAUGCUGUCCCGAAAAAAAUUCAACUACAAGGACUAAUGGAUAUCAGUGAACCAAUGAGCGAAUAUGAUCUUAUAGAGCGAGUACGCAAAAUAGCUGAAAGCAAUCAAAUAUGGAGAUCUUACAUUGGCAUGGGAUACCAUAAUUGUUGCGUACCACAUACCAUCAUGCGGAAUUUGUUUGAAAAUCCUGGGUGGACGACGCAGUAUACCCCUUAUCAACCAGAAGUGGCUCAAGGGCGAUUGGAAAGCCUGCUUAAUUACCAAACGAUGGUCAGUGAUUUGACAGGAUUAGAUGUAGCCAAUGCUUCUCUAUUAGAUGAAGGCACAGCUGCUGCAGAGGCUUUAUCAUUGUGCCAUAGGCAUAACAAAAGAACAAAGUUUGUUGUAUCAGAACGUCUUCAUCCACAAACAUUGGCAGUCGUCCAAACUCGUCUCGAUGCUCUUGGUUUAGAAGUGAUGGUAGUACCAGACGUACGUCAAGUUGACUUUGCUCAAAGGGAUAUAUCCGCUGUACUCCUUCAAUGUCCUGACACUAGAGGUUUAGUAUACGAUUACUCUGCGUUAGCAGCUGGCGCGCAAGAGCAUGGUACUUUGGUAGUUGUAGCGACGGAUCUAUUAGCACUAGCAUUAUUAAGACCACCAGCAGAGAGUGGUGCGGCCCUUGCAGUUGGAACCUCUCAACGCUUAGGGGUACCACUAGGAUAUGGAGGACCACACGCAGGAUUUUUCGCUGCAGAACAUCCUCUUGUGCGUUUGAUGCCUGGACGUAUGGUUGGAGUCACUAGGGAUAUAACUGGAAGAGACGCUUAUAGAUUAGCACUUCAAACAAGAGAACAACAUAUUCGGCGUGAUAAAGCCACUUCCAACAUUUGUACUGCACAAGCUCUUUUAGCAAAUAUGUCAGCCAUGUAUGCAGUAUAUCAUGGACCUCAAGGUCUAAGAGAUAUUGCUACUCGAGUGCAUAAUUCCACACUCGUGCUGGAUCAUGGAAUAAGACAACGUGGUCAUAAACAAAGUAACGACGUAUUUUUCGAUACCUUACAUAUUAUUCCACUGCCUGAGCAUAACGCUAGUGAUAUAAAAGCUCGAGCACAAGAGAGGAAAAUAAAUUUGAGGUACUUUGACGAUGGAGCUAUUGGUGUAGCGUUAGAUGAAACAACAACCAAGGAAGAUGUCGAUGAUUUGCUGUGGAUAUUUGAUUGUAAAAAUGUUGAGGAGGUAAUGAAAAGCGAUGAAGUUACAACGCGAAGUAUAGUUAAAGGACCCUUUAGGAGGACGUCACCGUAUCUCACGCAUCCAGUUUUCAACAUGCACCAUUCUGAAACUAGAAUAGUUAGAUAUAUGAAACGUCUCGAAAACAAAGAUGUAUCUUUGGUACACUCAAUGAUACCUUUGGGUUCAUGUACCAUGAAAUUGAACUCUACGACUGAAAUGAUGCCGUGUUCCUUUAAACACUUUACUGAUAUCCAUCCAUUUGCGCCACUUGAACAAUGUCAAGGAUACCAUACGCUUUUUGAAGAGCUUGCAAGUGAUUUGUGCGCUAUUACUGGAUAUGACCGAGUUUCAUUUCAACCAAAUAGCGGAGCUCAGGGAGAAUAUGCAGGAUUAAGAACAAUCAAACGUUAUCAUGAGUUUCGGGGUGACACUGGGCGUAAUAUAUGUCUUAUUCCUGUGAGUGCACACGGAACGAACCCUGCAUCUGCGCAUAUGGCUGGAAUGCGUGUCUGUGCGAUACGAGUUACGCCAUCUGGCGAUAUCGAUAUGGAGCAUCUUAAAGAUAUGGUAGAAGAGCAUAGUGCAAAGUUAUCUUGCCUUAUGCUUACAUAUCCUAGUACAUUCGGAGUGUUUGAAGAGAGAGCCGCAGACGUGUGCGCGUUAGUGCAUGCACAUGGUGGCCAAGUAUAUUUAGAUGGCGCCAAUAUGAAUGCACAGGUGGGAUUGUGUCGCCCUGGUGAUUAUGGAAGUGACGUAUCACAUUUGAAUUUACAUAAGACCUUCUGUAUACCUCAUGGCGGUGGUGGUCCUGGAAUGGGACCUAUUGGAGUGAAGGCACACUUGGCACCAUUCCUUCCAUCACAUCCAGUGGUUGAUCCCUUAGCAGAUCUGGGAGAUGCCGCACACAGCUUCGGUUCUGUCAGUGCCGCCCCAUUUGGAUCAUCUGCUAUUCUGCCCAUAUCCUGGGCAUAUAUAAAGAUGAUGGGACCAAAAGGUCUGAAACGAGCCACGCAAGUGGCAAUACUCAACGCAAACUACAUGUCUAGGCGUUUGGAGGGUCACUACAAAACACUAUACAAAGGGGAGAGAGGACUUGUAGCACACGAAUUCAUUAUAGACGUGCGAGAUCUUAAGAAAACUGCCAACAUAGAACCUGGGGAUAUUGCUAAACGACUAAUGGAUUUCGGUUUUCAUGCACCCACAAUGUCAUGGCCUGUAGCUGGAACGUUGAUGAUCGAACCAACAGAAUCAGAAGACUUACAGGAGCUAGACAGAUUCUGUGAAGCUCUAAUUACUAUCAGAAAGGAAAUAAAGGACAUCGAAGAUGGACUAAUAGACAAGCGGUUGAAUCCGCUUAAGAUGGCGCCACAUACUCAAGCCGAGGUGAUAUCAGAAGACUGGAACCGUCCUUACAGUCGCGAACAGGCGGCAUUUCCAGCUCCAUUUGUAAAGGGAGAAACGAAGAUUUGGCCGACGGUUGGAAGAAUCGAUGAUAUGUACGGCGAUAAACAUCUCGUGUGCACUUGCCCUCCUGUUCUCGAUGACUUUUGAUGAAACCUUAUUUAGUUUAAAAAAUAAAACAAUUGUUCAGGAGUCGCAUAAUGUAUGUAUAUUUUAUCAAUAUUGUCGUAUAAUAAAUAUUGUUUUCUAACAACCCAAUCUUUUUUAUUCUUUAUAGACUUUAUAUCCUAUAGUGACAAACAAUUUACAUAUUUCGCCGUCGGCAAUUUGUAUCGACUUCAAACAAGUAGACUAUCUAUUCUUAUUAAUUAUUAUAAAUAUUUAAUAUUGCGAAUGAUUAACAUUAACAGUUUUAAUUGGAUUCAAGGCAACAUGUCAUUUUGUCUCUAGCUCGAAAUACUUACAUUUGAAAUAUGAAAAGCUUUCAAACAAUCGUCAAAAAAAGCAAUUUUCUAAUGCAGGUAUUUAAAUAUAAUGAUAAUUAUUUAUCUAAUAAUAAUAUUAAUGAUAAAAUUCAUAAAAAUGUCGAAGUAGAAAAAGUAAUUAAACAACAUCACUUCCGAAACGAAGCAUAAAAUCAAUAUAAAAAUUAACUUUUCACAUAAUGUAAUUCUAUCAGAUAAAUAGUUGCAACUUAACAUAGACUUUAAAUUUAUUUCGGAGGAGAGCUAAUAACGUCUUUUGGAUACAUACCUAACCUAAUUCCGAGUUCUUUCGGCAUCCGCAUAACCGGUCUUGUAGGAAAAGGGUGGUAGGAGCCUGAUGAAGGACUACGAGGAUAAGAUAAUGAAGAAAGAGUAUCAGUUUCUAUGAGAGAAGUAAUAGCACUACAAGUAUCAUCAGAAUCUACUAUUGUCUUAUCACCUUUUUCUGAUGAUAAUUCUCUAUGAAAUAUGGAAGUCUCUUUCGGAAAUAUUUUUGGAGAAAUAGGCGUAGAUACUUGAUCGAGGGACGCUAUCUGACACAACGUAUCACUAGAAUUACUUUUUAUACCUGUCGGUGAGUCAUCUUCUGCAGAAGGUUCAUAAGUAAAACUAAUAGAGGACGUCACUACAUGAGCGAAGUCACUAACUUGGCUGUUUUCAGUCUUUGAGUUUUUUUCACAAGCCUUCGGUCCUUGAUCGACAGUUUUACUACAUAUAUCACUUGCUUUAGAUAAUAUAAAAUCAUUGUACUUGCUUGAGAAUGAAUAGCCAUAGUCUUCUGAAUUGUACUGAGUUUCAUAAGUCGUAGUAUCCUUUGGUUCAGUUGAAGGUAAAGUAACCGAAGCUUUUGUUUCUGAUAACGAGUGUGUUGUCCAUUCAGAUGAAGUUGUAGGUCUUAAAACAUCAUUUUUUGAGGCUUUAUCUAAUUCUGGUAACUGAACUAUUUUCCUUUUAUAAGAGAAAUCGUAGCUACUAUUUUCUUUGUCUAAAAUACUUUUAUAUUCAUAUUUUGCUAGAAAUCCUUUAUUUUCCCAACCAUAUAAAUCAGUUUUAUUACCUAGACAUUCAUUACUUGGAGAUUUAGAACUUUUUAAAGAAAUUUCUUCCCUUGGAAUUGCAUUCGGUAAUUCUAAUGAAAGAGGAUCGUCGAUUGAAAUAGGCCUAACUUUGACAAAGUCACAUUUUUCUACGGAUUCUUUAUCCACAUUUCUUUUUAUAUAACCUAUUAGUGAAUCUGAUGUUGACUCCUUAAGUACAGGUGAUUCAAUUUGUGUGCCUCUUACUGAAUUUUCAGAAAUAUUACUAUAUGUUAUAUUAUUAUCGUAAACAGUUUUAUCAAAAGAAUCUUCCGAUUGACAUACUUGAAUUUGAUUAGUGUCCGUAAUAUGUUGUUUCGUUAAAAUUCUACUUAAUAUUUUAGAGUUUUCUUGGAUGAUUUGCAAGGCUCGUUCACUGUUUUUACGUCCUGUUAAAAGAAUAUAAUCUUUUGGUGACACGCUUCCCAUUUGCGUUGGUGAUUUUAUUUGCGAAUCGAUUCUCUGUAAUAAUGAAUCAUUUUCAUUUUUUGGACUUUCUGCUUUAACAAAUUCCUUAUUUUUAUCUGGUGUUUUAUUUUCUAAAUCGGGGCUUGAUGACUUUUUACUUACAAAACUAUGACUUUGUGGCAAUGAUGAAGCUCGUUCCAUUUCAUUUAUUGAAAUUAUGUCAUUAUGGUUACUGUGAAGUGUUAACGAAUCAGGUUUUUUGGGCAGCCUUGAAUUUCUUUUGACAGCUCGUCUGUUAGGUAUCUCAGAAUUAUUGGGAUCGGUUACACGAGCACCAAAAAACUCAGGGCUGUGCUCAAAAUAUUUAUCUAUUUUUAAUGGUAUUGGUGGUUCAUCUUCACUUACAAUUAUACUUUCAGCUCCCGGACUUCUAACUGGACUUUCUAUAUCCGAUACAUUUUUUUCAGACAAAUCUAUGUCGGGUACAAAAUUAGGGUACAUAGCAAAACUGUCUAUUAUAUCAGGCGGUCUGUCUAAAAUUCUGGAAUGAGAAGUAGACUUGAAAUUUGUUUCAUAAUCAUAAUUAUACGGGGAACCAACGUCUAUGUUAUAUUUAUUAUCAGAAGAUAAAUCUAAAGGACUCAAAUCUGUAAAAGUUUUAGGAGGCUUAGAGAAGUUUUUAGGCCCUAAAGUGUCAUCAUAAUUUGCCUUUUCUUCAUAUUUCUUAUUGCUCAACCUUUGCAAAAUAUCUUUCUUAUCCGUAGUUAUAUGAGGUGAAAAGGGUGAUAUACUUUUUAAAUGGCUAACAGGUGUAAAAUGAUCAGAAACUUCAGAUACUAUAAAAUUAUCCUUAAGCUUGGUUUCAAAACCAUCAAUAUAAGUUCGCAAUGGCUCGCCUGCAUCUGAAUCUAGAUAAUCUGUAAUAUUUUUUACUCCGGUUUCAUCAAAUGUUUUAUCGAUUUCUGUUAAAUGUUUUGUAAUUGUUUCUUUGAUAAGAGGAGAAUGAAUCUGUUUAAUAUCUUUUAAAAUUGGUGCCUGAGAACUAUUGUCUUUAGACGCCUGUAUUUGUUUGUCUUUAUCAUCAUCAGGUAUAUCAGGUUCAGAGUCACUAGCUUUUUCAUUUUCAUCACACAAACUAGUAUCUGUACUUGAUGCUGUAUGUGACGAAUAUGAAGAAGUUUCACUGGAACUACGUGAUCUAAGUGUAGCAAUCAUUUGACUAGCUUCAAGUUCAGAAACGAUUUCUCCAUCACCAGCUUCAUCCAGAUCUAUAGACGCUUUUCUUAUUUUCUCGGCAGUUUUUGCUUUUUUUAUAUCUUUCCAUUUUACAGAAUUUCUCCUACUGAAUGUCUUUCUAUUUUUUUCCUCGUUCCAGCUAAUCGUAUCAGUAGAUUGCCCACUUGUUUGUUUUUCUACGGUUUCACGUGGACUAGAUGCUUGUCUGGAUGGUGGAACUGCCCCAGGAGGUGGUCCAAGUCGUCUACCUCGCGAACUUACUAUGGCACUUUUCCCCAACAGAAGAUUGUUAACUGUGAGUGAAGUCGGUGAUGUAGGAACUCCAACUGCAACAGUAAAAUGAAAAUUAUCUAAAUACUUAAUAAAAUAUUUUUUAACACCUUUGCUCGUAUAGCUGAUGUAAUUACAUUCACAGAUUGAGUUUAUUUAAAAAAAAAACCGUUUAUUCGCUAAUUGAAAAACUUGGCUGCAUGCUCUAACGUCUUCGCCAACAUUUUCACG